Molecule: messenger RNA, 1801 nt
Organism: Argentina anserina (silverweed cinquefoil)
Lineage: Eukaryota; Viridiplantae; Streptophyta; Magnoliopsida; Rosales; Rosaceae
Product: pentatricopeptide repeat-containing protein ELI1, chloroplastic-like
Biological process (GO): RNA modification
Cellular component (GO): intracellular membrane-bounded organelle
Molecular function (GO): zinc ion binding; RNA binding; protein binding
Source: RefSeq, a predicted model, not a curated record
AUGUCUAGUUUCUAUGUUCUUCACUUCUUCCCGUUUCCUGGUUCUUGGCGAAGAAAAGAAAAGACUGAUGUAGAAUGGCAUGAUGAUGAUGCUCGCCAAUUGUUUGAUAGUAUGCUUAACAGAGAUCUUGUCACAUGGACAGUGAUGAUUGGUGGAUUUGCUGAGUGCAGAAAUCCGAGUGAGUCUUUGGUUAUGUUUGAUAGGAUGAUAGAUGAAAGUCGUGUGUUUCCAGAUAAAAUUACUAUGGUGACUGUUGUUAAUGCUUGUGCAAAGUUUGGGGCUAUGCAUAAGGCUAGACUUAUUCAUGAUUAUAUCUGUAGGUAUAAAUUUUACUUGGAUGUGGUCUUGGGGACGGCGAUGAUUGAUAUGUAUGCAAAGUGUGGGUGUGUUGAUUCCGCAAGGAAAAUUUUUGAUCGGAUGCAAGUGAGGAAUGUUAGAACAUGGAGUGCCAUGAUUGCAGCUUAUGGUUAUCAUGGCCGCGGCAGGGAAGCACUUGAGUUAUUUGAAAUGAUGUCGAGCAGUGGAGUGUUACCGAAUGCAGUAACGUUUGUUUCAUUAUUAAAUGCCUGUAGUCAUUCCGGCUUGACUGAAGAGGGUCUGCGUUUUUUUCUAAUGUGGGAUGAAUACGGUGUCAGAGAAGAUGUUAAACAUUAUACUUGUAUGGUGGAUCUUCUAGGUCGUGCUGGGAAACUUGAUGAGGCCUUGAAAUUGGCUGAGAGUAUGGAAGUUGAGAAAGAUGAGGGGUUAUGGAGUGGUUUGCUUGGGGCAUGUAGAAUUCACGGGAAUCUAGACCUAGCAGUAAAGCCAGCUAGUUCACUUCUUGAUGUACAGCCUGAUAACCCAGGGCAUUACAUAUUGCUUUCAAAUAUAUAUGCAAGAGCAGGGAGGUCGAAAGAAGUGGCAUUGAUGAGAAAUCUUAUGACCCAGAGGAGACUAAAAAUACCUGGUUAUACUUGGAUUGAGAUUGAUGACAGUAGUUACCAAUUUGGUGUUGGAGAUAGGAGUCAUCCACAAUCAGAUAACAUUUAUGCCAUGCUGAAAAGUUUGAGUCACAAAUUGGUGUUGGCUGGUUAUGUCCCCGAUACAAAUUUUGUGUUGCAUGAUGUUGAUGAGGAAGUUAAAGUGGAUAUGUUGUACACCCAUAGUGAAAAGUUGUCAAUUGCAUUUGGUCUUAUCACCACUUCCAAUGGAACUCCUAUCAGAAUUAGAAAGAAUCUUAGGGUUUGUGGUGACUGUCACACAUUUAGCAAGUUUGUAUCUGCUAUUACACAAAGGGAGAUCAUUGUCCGUGACUCAAACAGGUAUCACCACUUCAGGGAAGGAGCUUGUUCAUGCGGAGAUUAUUGGUAAUUGAAGCUUGUUAUCGUAAGAUCAAAACAAAGGUACGGAUGGGCAGGAACAGGAUUCUUGGAGGUUGUCAAGGCUCAAUUAACCACCCUUCAUACUUUCCGUGAGAGGAUCACUCUGAAUCUACACCGAGUGAAAGCACAUGACAUGGACAUAUGGAUUAUGAAACCUGUGGCUCUACACCACAAAAGGCGGAACUAGAAGUUCCAACUUACAACUGAGGAAUUGAGUCACUCUGAAGCAAAUGUCAAUUGAAGCGCCUGUUGAGGAAUUUCGGGAUAACAAUUCGUUUGAAUCAUUUGGUGUGAAGGAACUGCAAGCGUGUAUCAUACCGCACUCACCACUUACACAACUAAACUAAUGCUGGUGUGCUGUGAUACUAAAACCUUUUAUUGCCUCAAUACAAGGAUGAAGUAGAAUGUCUUGCCCUUGGCUUAGCCUUUGUGCACUCACU